GGCGAGGGGUGACCUAGUCAUACAUAGCGGUUGAUCCUACGUAAAUUGUAUAUAUACUAAAUGAUUACGAAAUAAAAAUGAUAAGUUGGUACAUAUUUCUGUAUAUUAAUAUAUUAUGAUGUGAUUUUAUCUUUCCAAUACCUCGACAAAAAUACGUUUUUCCUACGAAAUCUCAGUUUUCUUUAUUCGACGACGGUAAAUUUUCGCUUUAUUGAACGUGCCCGCCCAAAAUCCAAAUCAACUUCCAUUUAACGGUGUGUGUAAAAGCGGUUUCCGGAACUUCGACUGAGGUACUGUUUUACGGUACUACUCACCGGUUUGGUUUAUCAAUUCUCCUUGGAUUAUACAAAAAAACAAUGAACAAAAAAAAAGAUAGAUGGGAUAUUUGCCGUACCUGUGGUAACUCGGGGGAUAUUGAAAUAUUUGGUCGUGAUGGAGUGACUUUACAACUAGAAGAAAAAAUCAAUUCUUAUCUUCCUAUUACAGUUUCUAGGAAUGAUAAUUUACCACUCAAAUUAUGUAAUGUGUGUGUUAACCGAUUAGAAAAUUGUCAUUGCUUAAUUGUAUCAACUAUUGAGAUGAGUAAAACAUUAGAAGAAGUUUUGAAAAAAAAGCAAAUAAAAAAUAAUUCCUAUACCUUUGUAAACAUAGAACAUAAUGAAGAUGAAAAUAUGGAAGAUAUUGAUCAAGAAAAUGUACAAUCCACGGGAAUUAUGGAUAUAAAUUCUGCUGAUGAAGAUGAUUGUGGAGGAAUUGUUACAGUUAAAGAAGAAUAUUUAGAAUAUGAACCUGUAGAUGUUGUUAAUAUUGGUAAUGAUGAACUAUAUGAUGAUGAAAAUGAGUUGGAUAUGGAUAAAAGUUUAGAGGAAGAUGAUGGUGAGGAGAAUGGUAAAUUUCAAUGUUCCAAGUGCCAGCGUGUUUUUGAUUCGGAAACCAAAAUGCGUCGUCACAUAUUCAUUCAACAUAAUCCCACUGAACUGGAAUGCUUCCAUUGUUUUGCUAAAUAUGAAUCUAUGUUGCAUUUUGAGCGUCAUGUUGCUACACACUUCACUCGAAAUGAAUAUCUUUGUGACUUUUGCCCUACUAUGUUUAAUCGGGUGUCUGGACUACUUGAUCAUUUAGCCAAACAUAAAAUUGAUCGUCAAAGAUUUACUUGUUUAGAAUGUGGAAAAGUGUUGGCAAACAGACUUUCUUUUUCUAUUCAUCAACGUACUCAUACUGGUGAAAAACCUCAUGCAUGCAAAUAUUGUGACAGAACAUUUUCUCAGAUUUCAUCAAAACAGUAUCACGAACGGACGCAUACAGGAGAGACCACUCAUCACUGCGAAUUUUGUGGCAAAGGAUUCAAUUCAAAAUUGACACGUGACACUCACAGGCGUAUUCAUACAGGCGAACGUCCAUUUGGAUGUAAGCAGUGUAAUGCUACGUUUCGUUGCCUUGCAAACUUACGCCAGCAUGAAAUGGUACAUGCACCAGUGAAGCCAUUCCAAUGUGAGAUCUGCUUAAAGCGCUUUGGGCGACCCGAAAAAGUGCGUGUUCACAUGCGUACACACACCGGUGAAAGACCCUAUAAAUGUCCAAUUUGCGGACGUGGUUUUACACAAAAGAAUGAUAUGCUCAAGCACACCAAUGUUCAUAAUAAGCCUCCCCGACGGACCAAUUCACAAAUGAAGAAUUCCGAAAUAGUGAUUUCCAUUGAUAAUAAAUCGCCACAGUAUAAAAAUGUAAGUAUAAAAGAACUACAAGAAAUGUGUUAUGAUGUCUCCAACAGUUAUGAAAGCUCAGAAAACGGAAACGAAACAGAAAGUAGUUCAAUGCUUUGAUGAAACUUCAAUCGAUUUAAUCGAAUGUCGCGUAUAAAUUACCACGGAAAAAAUGUUUUGUUAAUUUAUUAAGUCUUAGACUAUUGUUAAAUUCAUUAUACUUAUUACUAAAUAGAAUUAUUAUAAAAUUAUUUUUUUACAAUACAUGUACAAUGUACAUAUUGCUAAUUGUCAAACAUGAUACAAAUUAAUAUUAAUAUGAUAUACUAUUAAUUAUUGUUGUUUCAUUUUAACUAUACAUAAUGCAAACUAUGUAUAAUGUGUUAUACACUUGAAUAUUAUGGUGUUAUUAAUGUUAUAUAUUCAUAUUCAUUGAGUGAAAACUGAUAGUUUGAAACUUUGAAUAUAUUAUUUUAAGGCUGUGUCCUAGUACUCUAUUAUUAUGUGUAAUUAUAUUAAUAAAUUAAAUUUUGCAACUA
Messenger RNA from Aphis gossypii (cotton aphid), 2242 nucleotides. Its product is annotated as zinc finger protein 391-like. NCBI's taxonomy places the organism in Eukaryota, Metazoa, Arthropoda, Insecta, Hemiptera, Aphididae. The coding region runs from base 357 to 1823 and encodes 488 amino acids. Gene Ontology annotation, cellular component: nucleus. The record is from RefSeq and is a predicted model, not a curated record. Gene Ontology annotation, molecular function: zinc ion binding. The transcript is spliced from 6 exons.